Pecten maximus is the source of this 1440-nucleotide messenger RNA. RefSeq lists its product as uncharacterized. The transcript is spliced from 6 exons. NCBI's taxonomy places the organism in Eukaryota, Metazoa, Mollusca, Bivalvia, Pectinida, Pectinidae. The record is from RefSeq and is a predicted model, not a curated record. Bases 80 to 1111 code for a protein of 343 amino acids.
AUGUGAAGCACCCAACCUGCUGAUCAACAAGAUCAUCCUCGGACUACACCUACACCAAGUGUAAGCGUUCAGUUCAGCAAUGCCUUUUCUAGCAGCACUACUCGUUCUAUCAACAUUAGUUGUAUGCAUACAUGCUAGCGGCUUGAACACACAAGAACUGAAUUAUUUCCAAGUAAGCGGUUCCUACAAUGCUACAGUAUCUGUAACCGAAAGUACGGAUCGGUACACAAUCAUUGCCUCCGGGGAGCCUGAUCACGUUUGGGGAAAUGUCAACCCGAAUAGACCGCUCAAUCAGAAUUUCAAUAUUCCAAUACCGAAAAGUCCGACAACAGAGGCUGUCCCGGGUUGUCUGUCCUUAGGUGUCAUUGGCAUUGCCAGGACUGGUGUGGCUCUUUUUAACCCCCUUGAUGUCAACAAUGAGAAUGCCGUGGAAGGUUCUGGCGCGGAGAGACUGGACAACUGUGAUGGACAUGCAGAUCAAUUCGGGGUCUACCACUACCACAAACUACCUUUCAACUGUUUAUAUAGAGGCAAUACUGACGAGUUCAUGGGUGUGGCCAUGGACGGUUAUCCGAUUUACGGACCUAAAGUAAUGGAAAAUGGAGUCGUCAAGAACCUAACAUCAGCCGACCUGGAUAAAUGCCAUGGUAGGGUUGCGUCGAAUGGACGAUACCGGUAUCACAUGACCUUUACUUUCCCGUACAUCCUCGGCUGUUUCAGGGGCAGUUUACUGUACGACAGGGCACGCACACAGGCCAUAUGUUCUUCGAACACUUCAGUGUGGGAAAACCUGUACGGACACUACCUCUGUAACUGUUCAAUAAAUGGAGGUGGAGGUAACAACCCUGAUGCUGCGUGUCAUCCAUCUAACCAGAACAAACCAUCCUAUUGCUGUGAACGACAACCGCCGCCGCCAUAUUGUAGUCAAACCACUGCCGUACCUUCUGUUAACACCGAACCCACUACAGAUCCAACUCAGGCUUGUUUCCCAGAUUGCGGAAUCAAUGGAGCCAAUCUUUUGUACCGGAGCCCAUCGUAUGUGUACCUCAUCCUUCUAGCGUGCGGUUAUGGGAUUCUACAACGUGUCUUCCAAAAUUUGUUUAUAUCUUAACAGUCACUACAAACUGAAUUUGUUGAUAUUAGAAUCAUGACUUAUAUUUUAACAGGCCAUUACAACGGUUUUGCAGGCCAAAAUCGUCUAGGUUUGUAUUUACAUUUUAAAUGUAAUAAUUAUACGAAAUGAUGAAAUGUAACCUUACCACAUCGUUGUUCUAUAUAUAUGUCUAUAGUGUACAUAAGUAUAAGGUACAGACCGUAAGGUUUUGAAUCUGAUGUGUCUGUAACAUUAAAAAAACACUUAUAUGUAUAUAUUUACCAUUGUAUGGCACUGCCACUAUAUAACCCUACCAAUUCAGUUGCGAGUUCACCAGCUUAUGAACU